AUAACACCCUGCGUUCGAUCUUUGUUCUGACGUCAUUUUGUCAGAUGAUGGCGAUCGGAGUGUAGCGUUGCGUUCAAUCUACAAUCGAACGUUCUUUCUAUGCUUCUUGCAGUACUGCGGUGAGGAGUCCGUGAAUUCAGCAAGACAUGGCGAUGUCGAGUACCAGUAGCUCUUCGAGAGCUGAGUUCGUUGUGGGAGGAAAGUAUAAACUGGUUCGCAAAGUCGGAAGUGGUUCCUUUGGCGAUAUCUACCUUGGAAUCAACAUGGUGAAUGGAGAGGAAGUUGCUGUGAAGUUGGAAUCUACGAAAGCAAGACACCCUCAGCUGUUGUACGAAAGCAAGCUGUACAAAAUUCUGCAAGGAAAUGAAGGAAUUCCACACACCAAGUGGUACGGCACUGAAAAAGACUACAAUGUGCUAGUCAUGGAUCUGCUUGGACCCAGCUUAGAGGAUCUGUUCAACUUUUGCUCUCGUCGCUUUACGAUGAAGACUGUACUCAUGCUGUUUGAUCAGAUGAUUGGACACAUCGAAUAUGUGCACACCAAGAGCUUUAUUCAUCGAGACAUCAAGCCCGACAACUUCCUCAUGGGUAUUGGUGGUCACUGCAACAAGCUGUUCCUGAUUGACUUUGGGCUUGCCAAGAAAUACCGUGACAAUCGCAACAAGCAGCACAUACCGUACCGUGAAGACAAAAAUUUGACAGGCACCGCACGCUACGCCAGUAUCAAUGCCCACUUGGGGAUUGAACAAAGCCGACGAGAUGACAUGGAAUCAAUGGGCUAUGUGUUGAUGUACUUCAACCGAGGGAGCCUGCCAUGGCAAGGUUUGAAGGCGGCCACAAAGAAGCAGAAGUACGAGAAGAUCAGCGAAAAGAAAAUGUCAACCCCCGUGGAGGUACUAUGCAAGGGGUUCCCAGCAGAGUUCACCAUGUACCUGAACUACUGUCGCGGACUGCGUUUUGAGGAAGCACCUGACUACAAGUACCUGCGCCAGAUCUUCCGCAUCCUGUUCCGCACGCUGAAUCAUCAGUAUGACUAUGUCUUCGACUGGACCAUGCUGAAACAGAAAGCUGCAGCCUCAGCUGCGGCCUCAGGAGUCAUGGGCGGGCAGACCGUCGCGACACCAGGUGGCCGCUAAUCGGAACUGGCACUAGGACGAAGUGCCACUGCAGUUCCCUGUGCAGUGAAACAGGGCUUGCAAGUUGGCCCACGGGUCUGUUCCAAGUGUGAAACAGCUUGUCAAUGUCUUAAAGAGUUUCACCCUAUCUCAUGCUCUCUCUGUACAUUGAUAAGCUCUGCUAGAUGUUCAGGAUCAUAAAUGAAAUAGAGGUUG
Molecule: messenger RNA, 1331 nt
Organism: Ornithodoros turicata
Lineage: Eukaryota; Metazoa; Arthropoda; Arachnida; Ixodida; Argasidae
Gene: CkIalpha
Product: casein kinase I
Exons: 7
Coding region: 147-1136 (329 amino acids)
Biological process (GO): peptidyl-serine phosphorylation; negative regulation of canonical Wnt signaling pathway; signal transduction
Cellular component (GO): nucleus; cytoplasm
Molecular function (GO): ATP binding; protein serine/threonine kinase activity
Source: RefSeq, a predicted model, not a curated record